AUGGCAGCCGCUUCUGUGCUCCUCCAGCGCCCCUGCGCCUUUCGUCUCCUCUGCUUCGCGGCGUCGCUGGCAGCCUCUGUCGGCAGAGCUCCUUCUUGUUGGAGCUCCCGGCCUUGCCUUCUCAACCCGCCGCGCCUGAGCGUUUCGCUCCCGGGCCGCGGCGCAUCCCUGCCAUCCCUCGGCCGCCACGCGCGCCGCUUGCUGACCCAGCAACUCAAUGCACAAUGGGCAUGCCCAGGUUGGCGCCCCUCCCAUCGGCGCCGCUCCUGCGGCUCCACGUGCCCAUGCUACCAGCGCAGUCCUUUGCACACAUGCCGGGGGCAGUGGCGCAAGCGCCAACGUAGAGCCACUGUCCUCUUUUCCUUGGCGCCGUUCCUGUUGCCGUCGCCUGAGCCGUGGCACCGCUUCCCACCACUAGGGUCCACCGUACUCCGCUUCCUUACCACCAGGCGGUGGCGACGGCACUUUGGCCGCCCCUUGCUGCGCCGUUGCCGGUGGCGCUUCCCAUGCUCCCGAUGGUCAGGUUGGCCUCUCCGCGGCCGCCGCGUCGGGGAGGCAGCUCACCCCGGCCCACCAUCGGACGCGCCAACUUGCCCAUUGCCAGCCCCGGUUCCCAGCGAUCCACCCAUUUGCCCAACUUGCUUGGACCCAAUUCACUCCAGCGACUCAACCCGUCGCAGGAUCGCUUUUUGGCCAGGAUGCCAGCAUCCCUAUCACUUUCCGUGCCUCGCACGCACGCGCGCACGGCUGGCAAUGCCGUGCUGUUCCCUCUGCCGUGCGCCCUGGCCCGCUGGCACUGACCCUGAACUUGUGGAUGCCUGUGCAGCGUUGGCGGUCAACCCGUUCCUCGACUCUGACGCCGACGCGCCAAUACCGUCCCGGCCGCUCGAUCCGGCGCCAACGCCUGCCAUGCCGCGGGCCUCGGCCACUCCAGCUCCCGGUGGCCUGUGGCAUACGCGGGGCCCUCCGGCUGCGCCAGUGCUUUCCGAGCCUCCGCCGCCAGCGACCGAUGUACUUGCUCUGCCCCCGCGAGCCUCUGUCCCGCCGGUGGCGGUGUUAGACUCCAGCAGGGACUCGCGUUCCGAUGCCCUGGCGGCUCGCCCCCUUGCUCCCGCUCCUUCUGCACCGUCUAUUCAGCGCGUGCCAGCUGCUUCCUGGGACUGGCUUGAUCGCUUGGACCUUGCUUCCGAGCUAGCCACCCCAGUUCGCACCAUCCGCAGUCCUCCUCGGUUCUAUGCUGCGGCCGCUCGACGAGCGCUACUCUUCCCUUUACAGCUUCUAGCCGCUGACGCGGCCACACCCCUUCAAAGGCGACGGGGGUGGGCCCUCUUCCUGCUCGCCUCGCGCCUGCUGUUCUACCACCCUGCCGGCGCCACAGUUGGUCGGCGAGCCUUGCUGCAGCGGGCCGAUGAUUUCCUGGCCGGCUCUUGGCCUUCAAUGCUUGCGCCUGCGCACGCGCACCAACCAAGCCCUGGCCCACGUGCUCGCGCCGCGCGCACCGCUGAGGAAGAAGCUACACUGCGCCGAGCGCGUGCUUGCCGCCAGGUUGCUCAAGGGGAUCUUUCCCGGGCACGGGCCACCCUCACGGCCUCUCCGCUCGCGCCCGGCACAGCGGCCACUCUGGAGUCCUUAGUAGAUCCCGCCCGGCGUCCUCCAGCCUUGCUUCGUCCCAUCCCUGACCACAUCAGUAAUUACUGCCCGGAUGCGGCGCUGCACCUCUCUGAGCAGGAAGUGGUCGACGCGUUGCGCACAGCAAAGCGCAGCGCGGUACCUGGCCUUAGCGGCGCAACCGCCGAGCAUUUCAAACUGCUCCUCGACGAUGGCGAAACCCUCACACUCGUCGUCUUCACGGGGGCACUCACGCAAUUGGCGAAUGCCCACGUGCCGCCGGAAGUCCUCCCAGCGAUUUCCCAGUCUCGUCUCACGGCCUUAGCCAAGCCAGGUGGCGGGGCCCGCGGGAUAGCCACGGGCGAUUCGCUGCGCCGAUUGACAUCCCGCAUCUUGGCGCGCAAGUUUGCAGCAACCUUUGAUGUUGCCACGCGCCCCUACCAAUUCGCGCUCCAAACACGCGCGGGGAUCGAUGCUUUGGCUGGGUUGCUCCGUGCUGCAGUUGAUCUUGACCCCCGGACAGCGGUCGUCUCCCUCGAUGGCCGCUCGGCGUAUGAUUGCGUGUCGCGCAGCGCCAUCUUCACCGCCCUUCACACCACGGCGCCGGCCUUGGUCCCAUUUGUCCGGGCCAUUUAUGGCACACCUUCCAUCUUCCAUUGGUGGGACGAUCAAGGCGCGCACCAUGUCAUCACUCAGGGCGAGGGGGUUGAGCAGGGCGACCCCUUAGCCCCCGCGCUGUACGCGCUUGGACAGCACCAUGCCCUCGAAGUUGCUGCUGCCCAGCUCCUGCCUGACGAAGUCUUGGGCGCCUAUCUCGAUGACGUUUACAUCAUCUGCCAGCCUGACCGGGCACGGCCGGCAUUUGACAUCGUCAGCCGGGCCAUCGAAGGCCAUGCCGGGGUCGCCGCCAACUCAGGCAAAACUCGUGUCUUCACCCGCGCUGGAGGCCCAGCGCCGCCUGGCGUUGAAACGCUCGGCCCUGAUGUGUGGCGCGGUGGUGACAGCCCAGAGUGUGGCCUGGUCGCCUUAGGCGCGCCAAUAGGUAGCGCGGAUUUCGUUGCCGCCCAUGCGCACGGCCGACUUGAACAAGAAACCAGCCUCCUAGCCGAGAUCCAGCAGCUCCCGGACUUACAGGCUGCGUGGCUCCUUCUUCUCUACACGGCGGCGCCGCGCGCUGGCCACCUUCUCCGCACAUUGCCGCCCUCUCAAUCUGGAGAGUAUGCGCGCCAGCACGAUAGUGCCGUGUGGAGCUGCUUGUCUUUUCUGCUCGGUGAGCCCGACCCCCUCCCGGCCACCGCUCACGACGUAGGCUUCCUCCCCAUCCGACUAGGCGGCCUCGGCCUGUUCGCGGCUGAACGGAUCGCUCCAGCUGCGUAUUGGGCGGCAUGGGCCGAUGCCCUCCCUGUGCUGGCCCUGCGACAGCCGAUCCUUGCUGCUCGCUGCGCCGCCGAACUUACCCUCGGCCCGGAAUCGGCUGCGGCAUGCCUCCGUGAAGCGGCCGCUUCAGCAUCCGACCUCGACCGGUUUGGCUGGCAGUCGCGCCCGGGUUGGGCUGUCCUCGCGGCCAAUGCGUCGGAAGUUCCUAACCUUCGGGAACGAGAGCCUGGCAUCCCCGCGCAUGGCUGGCAACACCUCGCGUCGCUCGUUGUGCACACUUCUUUCCGAGCGCGCGAAGUUUUGCCCCGCCUCCCGCCCGCUGGCCAAGCGCUGCUCAGACCCCAAGCUGGGCCUCACGCCGGCGCGUGGCUCACCGCCAUCCCAAGCGAGGAAGGCGCUACCUUAACGCCCAACCUCAUGCACAUUGCCCUCCGGCGCCGUUUACGCCUGCCUUUGCCGCCCGCGGCCCAGCGUUGCGGGCAGGGUGCCGGCCGCCAUGGGUGCGGCGGCGCGCUGGAUCCACUGGGCGAUCACGCGCUGGCAUGCCCACGCAGCGGUCUCCUCGCACGCCGGGCCCACGUGCUAGAACACGCAUGGAUCCGUGUUGCCCGUGAGGCAGUCGGCUCUGAGGGCCGGGUGGUCCCACAGCCUUGGCUCGCUCACACCAACUUGGCGACCGCAGUGGACGACCGUCGGCGGCUUGACCUUCUGAUCCAUGGCGCAACCCCGCGUGGGGAAGCGUUGGCGUGCGACGUUACGCUAGUUUCCCCGCUCACCCGCAGUGGCCAGCCCACCCGCCAAGCUGCAACUCACGAUGGGGCAGCCCUGCUUGCCGCCCGAGCACGCAAACACCGCCGCUAUCCAGAGCUGCUUGGCGGGGGCCCCCAGCGCCUUUUGGUACUUGGCGCGGAGGUCGGCGGGCGGUGGCAUUCGGAAUGCCUGCAACUUGUGCGCCUGCUGGUCGCUGUCCGCAGCCCACGCGCGCCGCCGCCACUCCGGCAGGCAGCGGCACAGGGUUGGCAGCGGCGGUGGGGGGGCUUUCUCAGUAUUGCCCUCCAAAAGGCUGUGUGCGCCACAGCACUCGGGGUUGAGUGGAUCUCUCCACCGCUCCCCCACGCAAGCGCACCAGGCAUGGCCCGCCUCCUUGACGAGGUUCCGAUGGAUGGUGCAAGCCGCCUCCCGCUUUCGUUUCACGCCUCGCCGUAG
Messenger RNA from Cladocopium goreaui, 4191 nucleotides. NCBI's taxonomy places the organism in Eukaryota, Dinophyceae, Suessiales, Symbiodiniaceae. The record is from the annotation of a GenBank genome assembly.